GCUCAACUCCAGGCCACAUCAAAUUUCCAAACUCGGCUCCAUUCCGAACUCGAGAGCCAUAAUAAUAUACUUCCCGAUACUUUGUACAACAGCAAAAGCUCCCGAUAUACAGCAACCCAAAAGCCAGCAAAAAAGCAAAUUUAUAGACACAAUGGGCUGGUUCGGAUCAUCAAAGCCCGAGGAGACGCAGACUCCUGUGCCCGUCUCCGAGUUCUCAGGCAUGGCCGCUCCGUCGUCCACGACGGGCGCUUUGUCCGCCAGCCAGUCGGCCUCCAUCAAGGAGGCUUUGAUGAAACAGAUACAGACCGAGUCCAACACGGCCAACGUACGGAUGCUGAUGGAGAACGUCAACUCAACCUGCUUCGAGAAGUGCGUCCCGACCCCCGGCUCAUCCCUAUCAGGCAGCGAGACGGCCUGCGUCCAGGCAUGCACUGAGAAGUACAUACAAGCCUGGAACGUCGUCAAUGCCUCGUACCUCCGAAGGAUACAGCAAGAGGCCGCCAAGGCUCGAUAAGCGCAUCAAACCGUUCCCGAGUCCCGCAAAGGAACAAGAUGCGGUGACACACCGCCCAUCACUGUAAUAAUCAAGGUACUCUGCAGUGGGCUCCAGAGGCCUUAACUGUAAACACUUUUUGUACAAUCAGACAUUUGGCGGGGGGACAUGCGCUCGGUAGCACAGCGCGAUGGACAAGCGCAGCACCACGCAACAAGUGAGAAGAGAGAAAGAAAAGAGAAAAAAAAAAAGCACAACACGCCAGUAGUAUAGAGUUUUUUUUCGGUUUAGGAACCUGGCAAAAAUGUCCAGGUAGAGAAACCAAGGUUGGGGGGUAUCGCUAUAUAUGAUGACAUUACGGAUCUACAGCGCCGUUCUUCUUCGCCUCGGCUUCGGCCCUCUUGCGCGCCAGGUAUCUCUCCUUGGCGCUUGAGAUAUCGCUUUCUGUCUUGCGACUCUUGGAUACUAGCUCAAUCUUCUUGCGCUCCUCCUCGGCCUCCUCCCGUGAACGCUUGAGCGCCUGUUCGUACUGAGCCUCCAUCAUGCGUGACUGCCGAUCCCGCAUGGCCUGCUUACCUCCGCCGCCAAAGUAACCCCUGCUGCUCC
Molecule: messenger RNA, 1099 nt
Organism: Pyricularia oryzae 70-15
Lineage: Eukaryota; Fungi; Ascomycota; Sordariomycetes; Magnaporthales; Pyriculariaceae
Product: mitochondrial import inner membrane translocase subunit tim-13
Exons: 2
Coding region: 152-514 (120 amino acids)
Source: RefSeq, a predicted model, not a curated record